This is a messenger RNA of Talpa occidentalis (Iberian mole), 5924 nucleotides long. It is a transcript of the gene UBN1, whose product is annotated as ubinuclein 1. The transcript has 18 exons. The record is from RefSeq and is a predicted model, not a curated record. The coding region runs from base 161 to 3586 and encodes 1141 amino acids. Gene Ontology annotation, cellular component: nucleus. Lineage: Eukaryota; Metazoa; Chordata; Mammalia; Eulipotyphla; Talpidae.
AGGACGGCCGCGGGGCACGAGUGCGGCCCGCGGGGCUCUCGCCUGCGUCGCGCCGGGGACAAAGGAAGCAUCAUCUUUUGCUGUAAUGCUUUGACCUGGCUCUUCUUUUCAAUGUUAACAGAAGCCAUGCAGUGACACCCGCUAAGACUUGUUGGUAGCCAUGUCGGAGCCCCACAGGGUCCAGUUCACCUCUCUCCCAGGUUCUCUGAAUCCCGCAUUUUUGAAGAAGUCCCGGAAAGAGGAGGUUGGGGGAGCAGAACAGCAUCAGGACUCUGAGCCGGCUGCAGCAGCUGUGCGGAUUACACUCACUCUCUUUGAGCCCGACCACAAGCGCUGCCCAGAGUUCUUCUAUCCUGAGUUGGUGAAGAACAUACGAGGGAAGGUGAAAGGCCUUCAGCCCGGAGACAAGAAGAAAGAUCUCUCAGAUCCUUUCAAUGAUGAAGAAAAGGAAAGGCAUAAAGUGGAGGUCCUUGCCCGGAAAUUUGAAGAAAAAUAUGGUGGAAAAAAACGUAGGAAAGACCGAAUCCAGGACUUGAUUGAUAUGGGGUAUGGUUAUGAUGAAUCAGAUUCCUUCAUCGAUAACUCUGAGGCGUACGAUGAGCUCGUUCCCGCUUCUUUGACUACAAAGUAUGGUGGAUUUUACAUUAACUCAGGAACCCUGCAGUUCAGACAGGCAUCAGAAUCCGAGGACGAUUUCAUUAAAGAGAAGAAGAAGAAAUCUCCAAAGAAGCGGAAGUUGAAGGAAGGUGGUGAGAAGAUAAAGAAGAAGAAAAAAGAUGACACUUAUGACAAGGAGAAGAAAUCGAAAAAGUCCAAGUUUUCCAAAGCCGGCUUCACAGCCCUCAAUGCCAGUAAGGAGAAGAAGAAAAAGAAAUAUUCUGGGGCUUUGAGCGUGAAAGAGAUGCUGAAGAAAUUUCAGAAGGAGAAAGAGGCUCAGAAGAAGCGGGACGAGGAGCACAAGCCUGUGGUAGUCUCCCCGGCAGAAGCUCAGGGCCUGCGGGAAUUGGAGGGCGCCUCGGACCCCUUGCUCUCGCUCUUUGGCUCCACUUCUGACAAUGACCUGCUCCAGGCGGCCACUGCCAUGGACUCAUUGACUGAUUUGGACUUGGAGCAGCUGCUCAGUGAGUCUCCAGAAGGAAGCCCCUUCCGUGACAUGGAUGAUGAGAGCGAUUCCCUUGGAGCGGGGCUGGAGCAGGAAUUCAGGCCACCCACUUCCCUCCCCGAAGGUCUGCCUGCGCCCCUGGAGAAGCGCGUGAAGGAGCUGGCUCAGGCUGCCAGAGCUGCCGAGGGAGAGAGCAGACAGAAGUUCUUCACCCAGGAUGUCAACGGCGCCCUGUUAGACAUAGAGGUGCAGGCGCGGGAGCUGAGCAGCCAGGUCCGCUCGGGAGUGUACGCCUACCUGGCUUCGUUCCUGCCCUGCAGCAAGGACACCCUGGUCAAGCGUGCUCGGAGGCUUCACCUCUAUGAGCAGGGGGGGCGCCUGAAGGAGCCUCUCCAGAAGCUUAAGGAAGCCAUUGGCAGGGCGAUGCCAGAGCAGAUGGCCAAAUACCAGGAUGAAUGCCAGGCACACACGCAGGCAAAGGUGGCCAAGCUGCUGGAAGAGGAGAAAGACAAGGAACAGAGAGAACGGAUUUGUUCUGAUGAGGAAGAAGAUGAAGAAAAGGGGGGCAGGAGAAUAAUGGGACCCCGGAAGAAGUUCCAGUGGAAUGAUGAAAUCAGGGAGCUGCUCUGCCAAGUGGUGAAGAUGAAACUGGAGAGCUUCGACCUGGAGAGGAGCAACAAGGCCCAGCCCUGGGAGGACUGCGUGAAGGCGUUUCUGGAUGCCGAGGUCAAGCCUCUGUGGCCCAAAGGCUGGAUGCAGGCCAGGACUCUGUUUAAGGAGAGCAGACGUGGCCAUGGGCACCUGACGUCACUGCUGGCUAAGAAGAAAGUAGUGGCCCCUUCUAAAGUCAAGGUGAAGGAAUCAUCUGCUAAGCCUGAUAAGAAGGUCUCCAUCCCAUCAGGCCAGAUUGGCGGCCCCCUUGCUCUGCCCUCAGAUCAUGCGGGAGCAGGCCUGAGCUGCGGGGCUGCAGGACGGGAUCUCUCAUCCCAGGCAUCUGGCGGCCAUGCUAGUUCGGCCCCCAUCAGCCUGGAGGACUCACUGGACGGCGACCGGAUCCGCGGCUCAGCCUCCUCCCUGGAGGCCGUGUCCAAGGAGCUGGCUGCUCUGAGCAGCAGAGCCAGUGGGGGCGCAGACUUUGCGCUGCCCGCACCCUCGAAAGCCCCUGCGGAAAAAGUUGUGGGUGUUUUAUGUACUGAAGAAAAAAGGAACUUUCCGAAGCCCAGCCCUUCUGCCCCACCACCCUCUAGUUCUUUGCAGUCACCUCUCAAUUUCCUGGCUGAACAGGCUCUGGCACUGGGGCAGUCCUCUCAGGAGAAAAAAACAGAGAGUUCUGGCUACAAAGAGCUGUCCUGUCAGGCUCCCCUCAGCAAGGGCCUGCCAGAUGUGCACCAGUCCAAAGCAAAGCACCACGGUUUGCCACGGACGUCUCACGGACCCCAGGCGGCGGCUUCCGGGCCCAGCCCCCAGGUCAAAGUCUUUCAUGCAGGCGCUCAGCAGAAGAGCUUCCCCCCCCCAGCCCCGUUGGUCAGUAAGCUGCCCCCCACGGCCCCGCUGGUCAGUAAGCUCCAGGGCCCUAAGGCUCCCUCCCCACAGUGUCAUCGCUCACUCCUCCAGCUCGUGAAGACGCCCAGCAAAGGACAGAACUUCCACCCUUCCACGCCAGCCUCGGCAGGAGGCACGCCCGUCUCCGGCAGCAGCUCUCAUAAAACCCCCGCCUCGUCCUCUGCUGCCCUGAGCCACCCCACGAAGCCACACUCGGCCAGUGCUUCAGGGCCGUCUUACAAGAGCAGCCCCUUUGCCGGCCCCCUCUCCAAACAUGGGCUUUCCUCUGGCAGCUCUUCCUCUGGGGGAACACCAGCCCAGGGCUCGGCCUCCGGGAGCCUGCUUCCGGGGGUGCAGCCUCCCUCCACGGGGCAGCCCCCCAGCCGGCCGCUGCCUGGCUCCGCAGUGAAGAAACCACCCGUGUCCCAGAAGCUGACCCUGGUGGCCCCUCCCGGCGGCCCCAAUGGAGAUUCCAGUGGCGGGACCCAGGGAGUGGCAAAGCUCCUCACCUCUUCCCUGAAGCCGAGCACGGCCAGCAGCGUGGCCUCGUCUCCCUCCUUGCCGAAGGGAACGAGUGGGGCUGUGCUGCUGACCAGCUCCUCAAGUCUGCUGUCCUCGUCAUACAAGUCAGGCAGCCCAAAGCUGCCCGGGGCCGUGAACGCCAGCUCCCUGGGCAUCAUCUCCCCGUUUCCUCUCCACAUGAUCUCCUUUGGCGCUGAAGCCUCUGCCAAAGCAGGGGUCUCCAAGGACGCCAUCGUCACGGGACCUGCCCCUGGGACUUUCCACCAUGGCCUCAGCCACAGUCUCCUGGCUGGCUUGCACUCCAGCCCACCCCGCGCAGCGCCUCUCCCACACGCUGCGGUGUCCACCCACAUCCCGCAGAGUCUGCCAGAUGCUUCUCAGCUUCACGGGAAGGGGCCUGGCGUUCCACGGAAAUUGUGACCCAUUCGGAGGAAGGGCCUGAUUAGCUUGGGUCUGGGUAGAAGAUGACCGAAUAGGCCUCAGAAAUUGGAUAAUCGCCACGCCCUUUCUGCUGGUCGGUUUUCUUCUGGAGAAGGCGUGAGCAUCUCUGGGCACUUGGGAAGGGACAGCCUGUGCUUCUCCUGGCACUGACUGGCCUGGUGGCCCAGGCUUCGUGGCUCUGUCUCGGACACUCGCUGGAGGGGCAGCCCCAGGUGGGGAGCACCCCCACUUGUGUAUGGAGCUUUGUCGGCGGGUGGCGCCGUCGGCACACGUGGUGUUUACAUCUGCCUCUCCCCCUGGCUUUGGUCGCAGUACCCUCAUGGCGCCCUAUUGGCCAGGGGCUCCUCCUGGCCACAGUGGAUGCCUGGAAGGGCCUGGUGCCCACCUAUCCGCAAGUGGUGUGCGCGGCAGGACAGAACCCGGGCUGACGCCGCAGCUGGGAGACUUACCUGGUCUCUCUGAGAAUUCGCAGAUCACCCACUGUGCUCGUCGUGGGGCCGGUUUCUCUGCUGAACAUGACAGCGAAGCUCUUUUAGAGAAAAGACCUUUGUAGGUUCAACGAUUGUGAUAGGAUUUUUAAAGACUUAUUUUUGGCUCAGUUUUCAUCAUUACCGUUAAAUGCAUUGGCUAGAAUGGUACUGUUCGUCACGCGUCGCAUUGUAGGAAGACAUAAUCCCAGUGCCUUUAGGGUGGAGCAGGGCUAGACAGCACGUCCAUUCAGCCCCCUGCGUGGGCCUCAGAUGGAGACCUUUUUUUAAAGACAUGUCUGUAUUUUAGACAUAGCAGUUUUAUUUGAGUUUUUUACAGUUGCACAUCAUAAUCUGUGCUGUUCUGAUGUGAAGGUCAUCUGGCCUCCAGGUCCCAGGCCCCCGAUUUAGCCAGGCCCAGUUGUAUUACUCAGUUGAUGCCGGUGGACUGCAGGGCCCCAAAGCCUGACUUCAUCUCUCAGGGCCGAGGCCGUGAGGAGUCCCGAGUCUCUGUGUAGACGCGUUCUCAGGACCGCAGGGUCCAAAACAGCCUUGAGGUCCUGGGGUGUCCCAGGCAGGGGGGCUCCACAUUGACUUCAGGGGACACUGUUGGGCUUAAGAGACGACAUCAGACAGACGAGGGGUUAGCCUGGAGCUCCUGAGCCGCCAGGCUGCUUCACGGCAGCACGGGGCCUCUGCUCCCGCCCCAGGGCCCUGCCGCUCAGCGUUGGUGCCGGCUGCCUCCGCCCGUGGCCGUGUUGUCAGGAUUAGCAGCAGCCUCAGGUGUGGCCUGUGUGAAAAACCGCUGUCCGUUCCCGACCCUGAUGUCCAGUGCUCAGUGGCUCGCGACCCUGCAGAGGGUUGCCAGUCACUAGGGGAGCGUGACCUCGGCCAGCCUUCUGGUCAGGCCUCUGCUUUUUUUUAAUGUAAGAACCACCUCGGGCUAAGUGGAUUCCUCACCCCUUUGUUAUAUAUAUUUUUUGCAACUUGGAUCUCCGUUUGUUUACAGAGUAGUCUUAGGUAGUAGCAAAAGAGCCAAAGAAGAGAUUUGCAUUGCUGAGCUCGAAGCCGAGCAGAGGCCGUCCUGACGCUGAGCAGUGGGGAUCUCCAGGCUUCUCUGCCCGAGAGCUCCUGGGGACUGUGCCAGCCCCGGCCCCUCCCCUGCAGCCCCCACCCCUGUGCCAGUGACAUGCAGCUGGAGCAGAAUUUCCUCAUUUUUAGGAAUCUAGUGAUGCCUCUUGCCUCAGGGAACCGUUUCUUUGAUGGGGAGUUUAUGGGAUUUCUUUUUCCUCUCUAUGCUUUAUUCGUGGGAAGGUGCGAGUGAGUGACUUAGCCAGCCAUGGCAGGUGGGGCCACAGCAGUGGGCUCCUGGGCCAGAGGCGCACCUGUCAGGCAGCCCGCUGUGGCUUCUGUGCAGGAUUGUGUCGGUGGUGGGGGUGGAGUGGAAAUUGUUAAUCUUGUAUAAAGCAACUCAAUAAAUUGUUUCAAGGUUUCCAAAACACUUUCUCCUUCUUUUGUUGUUGCCAUAUUUGCAAGUAAUCCUUUUUCUUGCAGGAGCUGGUGUCUGUGGGCAGCCCAUUUUGGCCAAGUGCCAGCAAGGGAGUGGGGGAGUGAGCCCCCAGCGGAGAGAAAGAAACACACUUAGCAUGAAAUUAGAAUCAAGCCACCAGGGUUUUAUUUUCGUGCUAUAAAUAGAGUUCCCUAUUCCUUCCCAUUUUCUUGCAUAAUACAUGAGAUACAGAGAACCCCAAAUUGGUUUGGUGAGAAAUCCAGUUUAGUUUACCUAAAUACCAAUGCGAGAACAGCAAGACUUGUAAGGCACUGAAAGGAAGGCGAACAGCAGCGUAGUC